GCUAGUCUCUUCAUGUUGCACAGCAGCCACCCUGCGUGGAACCUCUAUUCUGAAGUCUUGACUUGGACGCCAUAUACCUCCAGUCUCUGCGCUCAUUCAGCGCUGCUCGGUACGGUCUACAAGUAGAAGGCCUCUGAGUCCCUGCAUGCUCUUGGCUAUUGCAGUGGUAUCCAGCACUCUUCCAAGUGGUGGUGACGAUGAAUACUUUCCCAUCAAUGAUUAGCUGGUACACAGAGCCGAGUGCCAACCAGUGUCUUGCAUGGUUCAACUACAUGUGUAAGUUGCACGGUGAAUGACAUCGGCUUUCGCAAACUUGCAAGGCAUCUUUUUCUCCUGGGGCAUGAAGUCAGUUCAUCCAGGAUAUCCUCACCUUCUGCGGCCUCAGCUUCGCAGAGCGACGACUCCUCUUCAGUCAAUUUCAGGUCCAAAGAGAGACCUUUGAGCCUCUUUCAGGUUAAAAAUGAGUGCUUUGGUUCAAUUUCAGGUCCAAAGAGAGACCUUUGAGCCUCUUUCAGGUUCAAAAUGAGGCUUUUGGAUGAAUUUGAGGUUCAAAGAGAGACCUUUGAGCUUCUUUCAGGUUCAAAAUGAGGCCUUUGGGUCAAUUUGAGGUUCAAAAUGAGAUCUUUUAGCCAACUUCAGGUUCUGGUAAGGCUGCCUUGCACUGCAAGAUGAGGGGUUCACCUUGCAUAAUUGUUGACUUUAAGCAUCUCCAAGAAAUUCCUUAGCGACCUUGCAAAAGGGUUUUUCCUUCCGCAAACGCUGACUUUACUGGCAAUGAGGACGGCCUUCCGUGGUAUUGAACGAGGGGCAUACCUAAUUCUGUGCGUGUCAAGUCGAUAUUAUCCCUAAAAGACUGCCUGCUGUGAAGCCUCCUCUGUAACUCAUGUCAACUCCAUUUCGUGCUUCGGCAAGUGAAACUCAGCAGUCGAGGGAGCCAAAACUCGAGAUCCUCAGGCUUUCAGAAGUGGAUUGGGCGCGAUUUUCCGGAAUUGGAUAUUGUUUCAGACUGCCGAUCCAAUGCAAUCAGCAUUGUGACUAUGAUAACCACCCAACUCGCUGAUGGAGUGAACCAGGAUGUACGAGCACCAGGAAGCCAUACCAAAGGUGUCUACAGUCCAUCCGUGGGACAGGGGACUGUAUGCGUAUUAUUUGAUUGUUCUACCCCUGUUCCCACUCUUCCUAUCUCCCCGUACUCUGUGACCUCCGGGACCUCUCAAGUACCGCAUAAGUUCACACUGAUGUCGAUGGAACAGGACACCGGGGCACUGCCACGACGAAGUGCCAGGCUUGCAGUUCGUGCCCGACCUGUGGUACCUCCAAGACCCAAGCAGCGACUCAGCAAGCGGAAGACUCCAGCAGCAUCAAGUACAGCAAUGACAGUACCGGUUAGCACCGGGGUUCUUCCCGCAUGCCCGGUCCAAGGGGCCGGUGAGCCGUUGGCGGCUUACCUUCAGCGGGUACAGGCAUUCACAGAUGCCGUAGCUACCGCAAAGGCACAGGAGGAGGCAGCAGAAGCGGAAUGUCAGCGGCUGGCCAAUGAGGCGGCAGCCCAAGCUCAGCACACUGCUGAGGCUGACGCAGCAGCACGAGACCAACGGAAUGCCAGCAGCACGGAGUCCCUGAUUCAUAGUGAGAAUCAGUGGACAAUGUUCYUCCAAGGCAUGAUCUUUGUGCCUUCGGACGCGCAGGCAGAUCCGACACCGGCGGAGGMAGAGAARACUCACCUGGCUAACUUGAUGCUGGGCAUGAUGAGAGSAAUYAUGUGGAAUAACACACUGCUGCAAGCACAUCUGCGCACGGAACAACAGCAAAGACAGAAGUACCAGCAAGACAUUGCUGUUUUAACAGCUGCCAUCCGCGCCGAAGCUUCACAGCAGCAGCAAAAGCAGCAGCUGUUGAACUCCGCUCUCGCACGCAUCAACAACAUUGAAGCUAGUGCCUCAGCAACGCCAGGCUGCACGACGGACGCGACGAAACAGCUCAACGAGCGCAUCGAUCAUGCCGUCAAUAUCAUCGGCGAUAUAGGCGAUUUCACUAGCCCGGCCACAAUCAGCAGCACGGUGGCCGCCAUCAAGACGGACAUCACCAAGCUGCAGACGGGACCGGACGCCGCUACGAAGACUUACAAGAUGCCACACUUCGACAUCAGCAAGUUCGGCGACUACAACAAGUCGGACGCCUUGACAUGGUGGCAACGUUUCCUCACGGAAGCAUCAUGCCGCACUGUCCCGGCGGACGACAUGAUGAAGGCGCUCUACUUACAACUGAUCGAGGAAGCGCAGGCAUGGAUGAAUCAUCUGGCGGCUACCAAGAAAUGCACCAUCGCCGAACUCCACACGCACAUUCCGUGGACGGAGUUCGAGAAGCUAUGGCUCACCCGGUUCAUGGUUCGCAACGUCGUGAAGGCAGCCAUGAACGAGGUGUACACCUGCUCUCAAGGUAGUAUGCCAACUCGAGACUGGACAACUAAGUGGCAGAAGAUAGUGACCACGCCAGGCUUCGAUUUGAGUUUUACCAAUCAACGAUCCGAGUUCUUCUCGCGAUCAUGCGCAGGACUGCGGUCGGCACUCGGCAACGAGUACGAUUAUGAUUCAUUCCAGGCCAUUCUGGAUCGGGCGAACUUAGUCAUCCAAACGGAUGACAAGGCCGCAAACGAACGACAGUCCCAGGCGCAUUAUGUGGCUAAGCAGGGCUAUCAACGACCGGCACACAACAAUGCCGUAAUUUCUGAAGAAACAGUCGAUCUCCACGCUGCAGCAGCAUCCUCGAGUGAUGGAGGAAUUGUAGCAGCGCUCCCACCGAAGCGUCCCAAGAGAGUUCGGAAGAACAAGGCGACCCAAGAGACGGCAUCGACGGGAACUAGGCAUCAGCCAUGGACGGCGUACAAGAUAACCAAGGAUGUCUAUGACCUUCGUAAAAACCGGUGUCUUUUGACAUCCUCGACACCAAGUUCGAGCGCCGAUCAUCCGGUGAACUUCCAUGACCGAACCAUUCACAUCCGUGAUCGGAACGGAGUGUUAGUCCCAUGUACGGUCGCGACCCCUCACACUUCGAUUGCUUGUGACAUGGUCUCCAUUGCAAGAAUUCGCGACGCCAUAGCUCGGAAUGACGUCGAGGAGAUGGGCCUUGUAUUCUUGCAUGCUCUCCCCUCGCCGGACAGACCAGCCGCGUCACCGCCGGACCCACGCACUUCUCACCUCUUGGACGAGUAUAGAGACGUCUUCGAGGCUCCCACCGGAACAGUUCCGGAUCGGCCCAUACGUCACGGGAUCACUCUCGAGGUUGGCGCCGUCCCUCCGCGUGGAUGUAUAUACCGCAUGAGCGAAGAGGAACUCGAGCUGCUUCGCGCACAACUCGAUGAUCUUCUCGACAAGGGCUGGAUUCGCCCUAGUUGCUCGCCAUACGGUGCACCUGUUCUCUUCGUCCGGAAGAAGAACAAAGAUCUACGGUUAUGCAUCGACUAUCGCAAACUUAACGCACAAACCGUAAAGAACGCCGACCCUCUCCCUCAGAUUGAUGAUCUCCUUGAGCGGUUAGGCGGCGCGACGUACUUCUCGAAGUUGGACUUGAAGUCAGGUUACCACCAGAUUGAAAUCCAGCCUCAAGAUCGAUACAAGACCGCGUUCAAGACGCGGUACGGGCAUUUUGAGUGGGUUGUCAUGCCCUUUGGCCUCACCAAUGCCCCCGCAACUUUUCAAGCAGCUAUGACGACUGAGUUUCGCGACUUGCUCGAUCGYAGCGUCCUCAUCUACCUCGAUGACAUCUUGGUCUAUAGCAGGACGUUGGACGAGCACAUCGUACACCUUCGCGUUGUUUUGAAUCGUUUGCGACUUGCCAAGUACAAAGUGAACCGCGACAAGUGCGAGUUCGCCAAGAAAGAGCUUGAGUAUUUGGGCCACUAUGUUACGCCGAAAGGCAUUCGUCCCUUAGCGGACAAGAUCCAAGCCAUCGUGGAUUGGCUGACCCUACCCACCCAAGUGACUACGGACGCUUCGGGAUACGGUAUUGGUGCGGUGUUGGAACAGUGUCACGAGGACGGUUGGCGUCCGGUCGAGUAUUUCUCCCAAAAGGUGCCUCUCGUCAACACUCUCGACGACGCUAGUAAGAAAGAGCUACUCGCGUUCGUCACCGUUCUCAAACGGUGGCGCCACUUUCUUCUCGGCCGUCAGCGUUUUAAAUGGAAUACGAACAACAAUCCGUUGACCUUUUACAAAACGCAGSACACGGUCACUAGCACGAUCGGUCGAUGGAUGUAUUACAUCGACCAGUUCGAUUUUGACCAGUGCCACAUUCCCGGUCCCGCCAAUCGAGCUGCGGACGCCCUCUCACGACGGCCCGACUUUUGUGCCAUUGUGACCACGACAUUCGACCUCGAUGACGAUUUGCAGCCGCAUUUCAUCAAAGGCUACAAGUCCGAUCCAACUUACUCUACGCUAUAUGCAGAGUUCUCAUCGGAUCACCCGCUGGCUAGCCACUAUCGGAUUUCCGACGGGUUCCUUCUCCUUCACACGAGAGGAAAGGACUUGUUAGUUGUGCCUUAAGAUCGCAUCUUACGGACUCGUCUUCUCGGCGAAUUCCACGACGCACGACUUUCGGCACACCUUGGCGUGAACCGCACAUUAGCACGCCUGCG
Messenger RNA from Chara braunii, 4633 nucleotides. The record is from the annotation of a GenBank genome assembly. Lineage: Eukaryota; Viridiplantae; Streptophyta; Charophyceae; Charales; Characeae.